Molecule: messenger RNA, 1329 nt
Organism: Ziziphus jujuba (common jujube)
Lineage: Eukaryota; Viridiplantae; Streptophyta; Magnoliopsida; Rosales; Rhamnaceae
Product: MADS-box transcription factor 23
Exons: 8
Coding region: 93-770 (225 amino acids)
Biological process (GO): positive regulation of transcription by RNA polymerase II
Cellular component (GO): nucleus
Molecular function (GO): protein dimerization activity; RNA polymerase II cis-regulatory region sequence-specific DNA binding; DNA-binding transcription factor activity, RNA polymerase II-specific
Source: RefSeq, a predicted model, not a curated record
UCUAUAUUCAGACCCUAUUCUACUUGUUUUAUUGCACACAUAACAAUUUUAUCCUUCCAGAGAAACCCUAAAAUCUAAAGAGAAAGAAAGCGAUGGGAAGAGGGAAGAUUGUGAUUCGGAGGAUCGAUAAUUCAACAAGCAGGCAAGUGACUUUUUCAAAGCGUAGAAAGGGAUUGAUUAAGAAAGCGAAAGAGCUGGCAAUUCUUUGCGAUGCAGAAGUUGGCCUUGUAAUCUUCUCCAGCACAGGAAAGCUCUAUGAAUUUGCUAGCACCAGCAUGAAAUCAGUAAUAGAAAAAUAUCUAAAAUCAAAGGAGGAACAUCAACAACUACUCAACCCAGCAUCAGAAGUCACGUUUUGGCAAAGGGAGGCAGCAAUUUUAAGGCAUCAAUUGCAGAACUUGCAAGAGAACCAUAGGCAAUUGAUGGGGCAAGAACUUUAUGGUUUGGGUGUCAAAGACCUUCAAAAUAUUGAGAACCGAUUGGAAAUAAGUCUGAAAGGUAUUCGUAUGAAAAAGGAACAAUUAUUAACCGACGAGAUACAAGAGAUAAAUCAAAAGGGUAGUCUUAUUCAUGAAGAAAACAUGGAGUUACAUAAGAAGAUCAUUGCCAUUCGUCAAGAAAACAUGGAACUGUACAAGAAGCUUUAUGGCACAAGGGACAUGGAUCCAGCAAGCCAAAACACCUUGAAUAUUCCAUUCGCUAUCAGCAGUACUUCUGGUGAGGUUUCAAAUGUGCCGGUUCAGCUUCAACUAAGCCAGCCAAGCCAAUAACAUUAAUAGACACCAAUAAGAGCAAUAUUAUGAAAGCAGACUUCAAAUGUAGACAAAACGAAAAGAUUGAGGGCUGCAGAGAUAUUUUAAUUACCAGUUACUAAACAAUCACAUAAAGCAUAUAUAGAAGAAUGCUUCUUGGACUGAGAUGAGCUGGUUAUGACUCAAUUCAAAUGACCAACCUGACAUUCUCUAUGAGCAAGUUAUCAAUGAAAAGCCGAAUAUGUAUAUAUAUAUAUAUAUACAUAUGUAAGAUUUAGUUCCAGAAAACAAAAUGAUGUAAUUUAUGGAUUACAAUUUCAGAAAUAUGUUAAAAAAUGUCAGUCAGAUAAUUAUUAUUGUGAUGAAUAAGAGAAAAAAGUGUUGUCCAUAAUCCUAAAGCUUGAUAAAGAUCUAGCACUGAUACACUAAAACUAGAAUGAUUUAUAAGGACCAUAUAGCACAUAAGUAAUUAAAGCAGGUUGUGCUCUUACUAUAACAUUUAGUUUAACUCAAUGACAUUGAUCUCUAAUGAUUGAAAUUUACGAAAGAAGAGUACUUGACUAAUACUUGUUUGUGU